Messenger RNA from Scleropages formosus (Asian bonytongue), 3559 nucleotides. Its product is annotated as G1/S-specific cyclin-D1-like. The transcript has 5 exons. Bases 343 to 1548 code for a protein of 401 amino acids. The record is from RefSeq and is a predicted model, not a curated record. NCBI's taxonomy places the organism in Eukaryota, Metazoa, Chordata, Actinopteri, Osteoglossiformes, Osteoglossidae.
UAAGUUAUGGGAUAUCCAGUGGGGUUGUUGCUUCAGUCAGGUGCACGUGCUCGUGCUGAUGUGCACUGCUGGUGAAUAUGCACAUCCACAGUCAGUCAUACAUCCACUGACGUCGGAGGUUUUGCAGGCGAUUCAGUUGCAGCGUGUACACUUUUUUCUAGUGGGGACUUGUUCAGCCCCCCGAGGCUCCUGUCCCACCGACCCCUCAGCCAUUACUAUAAUACUUCUAACCAGACGCACCCCUGCUCCCUCGUCUAUGCCUAUCACGAGCAGGAGCGGAGGAGGAGAAGACCUCCCAUUUAAAAAAGGAGGAAAAAAAAAAAAACAGUAUUGUCGGCCGCAAUGGGACGGACCAAGAACUUGUCGCUCUUUAAGACUUGCCCUUCCCUGUGUGGCCCUCUCUCUCUCGCGCGCUCCCGCUCGCUCUGUCGCUCACCCACCCGCGCAGUCCGUGCCUUUGAUCUUCCCUUAACAACAAGUCGCGUCACCGCACACGGCGCUAAAGGCACUUCGUGUCGGGGAAGGAAGGCGACGCGCAGCAGAGCCUCCGGAAGGCUUCGCUUCAGAGCAGCAUCCGCGGAAGCUCCUGUCACGCAGACCGCCGCCCGCGCCCAGAGCCGCGCACCCGCAGGCAGCCCUCGAGAGGCCCGGCGAGAGACCCCAGCAGACAUGGAACAGCUGCUGUGCUGCGAAGUGGAGACGAUCCGGAGAGCGCACCAGGACGCGAACCUGCUCAACGACCGGGUCCUGCACACUAUGCUCAAAGUGGAGGAGAAUUACCUGCCUUCCGCGAAUUACUUCAAGUGCGUGCAGAAGGACGUGGUGCCGUACAUGAGGAGGAUUGUUGCCACGUGGAUGCUGGAGGUCUGCGAGGAGCAAAAAUGUGAAGAGGAGGUUUUUCCUUUGGCUAUGAACUAUUUGGACAGAUUUUUGUCAGUGGAGCCCAUAAAGAAAUCCAGAUUACAGUUACUGGGAGCUACGUGCAUGUUUCUGGCUUCUAAGAUCAAGGAAACCAUCCCUCUGACUGCGGAGAAGUUGUGCAUUUACACCGACAACUCCAUCAGACCCAGUGAACUCUUGCAGAUGGAACUCCUGGCGUUGAAUAAACUGAAAUGGGAUCUGGCCUCGGUGACUGCCCACGAUUUUAUUGAGCACUUCCUCUCCAAACUGCCGGUCCACCAGGACACCAAGCAGAUCCUGCGCAAGCAUGCCCAAACUUUUGUGGCCCUGUGUGCAACAGAUGUGAAAUUCAUCGCCAGCCCACCCUCCAUGAUCGCGGCUGGCAGUGUGGCGGCAGCCAUCCAGGGCCUGCACCUCAAGAGCACUGACAGCCUACUUUCGUCACAGAGCCUCACAGACUUCCUGUCACAAGUGAUCAAGAGUGACCCGGACUGCCUGAGAGCAUGUCAGGAGCAGAUUGAGUCAUUGCUGGAGACAAGCCUGCGACAGGCACAGCUGACCCACAAUGGCUCUACGGACCCCAAGGGCAUCGGUGAGGAGGCGGACCUUUCCUGCACACCCACAGAUGUGCGGGACGUAAACAUCUGAGCAGAAAGGUCUGUCAAGCUCGGGUCCACAUCGAGAGUGCCACCUAGGGGCUCAGAGGGGGCGGGGGAAGGCCCUGCCCCUGGGGCAAAGAACCCCCCCAAGCACGCUCCCUCGCGCCCACAUGAAACAAGGAUACAACAUGGCUAUGUUCCGCUGGCAACGGCUGCCAGAUAAGAAGGGAUCCAUUGCCCCUCCUCACAAUACACACCUUCACUCCCUCUUCCCUCUGGCAAAUGGAGAAAAAAACAGCAGCAAAAAAUAAACCCUGUGACAACAUCCAAAAAGACAGAGAAAAGAAAGUUUGAAAAAGUGAAAAAAUGCAGUCUACAACAAUAUGCCACCGAAAUAAAUGUUUAUUCCAGUCGGAGUCAGUAAUCAAUAAGUGUUUGUAACUAUAGACGGUCUGUGUGUAAAAACAAAAAACUUUGAAAAGUAGAUGCAAUGAGUCUGGCUUCAUCUCCGGACAUUGUGUCUAAUGCCAGUUUUUUUCUAAGUGUGUAAAAUCCUUUCUGAAAGAGAAGAGGCGUUUGGUUGUUUGUUAGCAAAAUGUUUCAGCUUCUCACAAAACCAAGCUGUUUCACCCUCUAGCUUUAUCUGUCUGCUAGCUUUUGCCUUUAGUCACUUUAUUAUAUUGUCUAGGCUUUUUUGAAUUUUGAAUCUUUAGUUUUUAAUCACAUUCUCUUCUGAAAUGGUUAAUAUAGCCACAUGUUGUGUAUUUGUUUAGCACACAUUACUCUGUGUUAUUCCUUUAAAGGCUGUGGAUUGCCAAAUGUUUUGGCUUGUAAGGUAUAACCUUUUGACACUGCGCAUGUAAAGACCAGAUACCUGCUCAUUAACAUAUAGCCAAUAACAAACAUACCAGUUUUGUCCUUUAGCAUAAACUGGGUGUUAUUCAGGCAAGUAGAGUAGGUGGCAAGCAAUAAGUUGAUGUAAAGCUGAAAUCCUUUGUCCACAGCCUUUUUUGAUUAUUAUAGUUGUCCUUUUUGCUAAAACCAUUCCAUCUGAAAGCACUUUCAGUCAAUUAGGACAUUGCUGACUCCUUUGAGAAACCAUGGGUGAAAUUUCCCUUUGAAAUCGAAUGGUUUUGGGAUUACAGACCUGUUUGUGUAAUCCAGAUUUGGUCCCUUUCAUUGUGGUGUCGCUGGUGAAUAGAAAUGUCGUUCUGGAGUUAUAUGUCUUGGCAAGCGUAUUUUUGCCGAGCUUCCAUCUCCUCUCCCUCCCGGACGGACUGGAAAGUUGCUUGAAAACCCAAGGUUCCACGUUGGGGUAGUGGGGCAUAUGUCGUGCGUAUGUUCAAUGGCACAAACUGGCAUUUUUGUUUUCUUAAACAGCAUCUGAAGCAUUUGAAACACUGAUGUAAGGUAUAGUUAUAGUAAGCCUUAGGAUUUAUUUAUUGCUAAAUCUCCUCCUUUUGAGGUCAGUACAAAUAGGAAAAAGAAGAUUGGUCUUCUUUGUGAUUAUUUAAACCUAAGUAUGUGGUUGCUAACAAAGCAAUGCGUGAUUAUUUUAAAUAGGAGAACGUAAUUUCUUCAGUAGGCCUUGCUUAGAAAAUACUGAGAAUGAACAAACACAGCAUAGGUAAAAUACAGAUAAAAUUGCUAUACCUGGGGGAAGACGUAAUAAUAAUGUUUAAUUGUUUUCCCUACUUUCAGAUGUAUUGUAGCUAUAAGAAAUUUUUGCACGUAUUCAAAGACAUAUUGUUGCGUAUUUCAUAAAUGGAGGGUUGAAGGUGGAGGGAAGAAUAACUGAAGUUGCCGAGGAACAGGUAAGGGCAUGGUGUAACUGAGUAAUCGCCGAAUCAAGGUGUUGAUUGUACAUUGUGGGAAAAGAUAAUGAAAAUCACAGUGCACACGCCUUAUUGAGCUGCUAUGGAGGAAUUCCCAGCAAAGUAUGAUUUUUAUAAAUGAAACAAGAAAACAAAAUAAUGCCUUUUUCUUAUCUAAAUGUUUUGCUGCUAUUUUUGUGUAUAAUGUUUUAUUAUAAUGUCAAUAUACUGCCAUGUGAUAGGUUU